Molecule: messenger RNA, 1413 nt
Organism: Arachis ipaensis
Lineage: Eukaryota; Viridiplantae; Streptophyta; Magnoliopsida; Fabales; Fabaceae
Cellular component (GO): cytoplasm; nucleus
Source: RefSeq, a predicted model, not a curated record
AUGUGUGUGUUGUGCAUUAUUGUGGAGAAUGUGGGUGCUAAAUAUGGAUCAAUAAAGCACGAGUUAGUCCUCACCUCUUUCUCUGUUUCGUGCUUUACUUGGCGUUGCAGUGGCAGAGGCAGAAAAAUCGCGGGAGCGUGGAAGAAUGUGGUCUACACAUUACGAAAGCCUUCUCUGCCAAACCAUGGCGUUGUAGCUUCCUCGUGUUUCUGCACGCUCGCUGCUAAGCGGGUGGGAACUCACAGUGGAACCUUUCACUGCGACGAAGCACUCGCUUGCUUCAUGCUUCGCCUUACCCAACACUUCUCCAAUGCUCAUAUUCUAAGAACUAGAAACCCAAACGUUUUGGAAACACUUGAUGCAGUAGUCGAUGUUGGAGGCGUGUAUGACCCUAAACGACACCGUUACGAUCACCAUCAAAGAGGCUUCGAUGAAGUGUUGGGUCAUGGCUUUGCCACUAAGCUAAGCAGCGCUGGCCUUGUCUACAAGCAUUAUGGGUUGGAGAUAAUUGCAAAGGUGCUUCAGCUUGAUGAAGGACACCCUCAUGUACAUCAGUUAUAUAAAGCUGUAUACAGAAACUUUGUAGAGGCAGUUGAUGCUGUGGAUAAUGGAGUGAAUCAAUAUGACAUGGAAGAACCUCCAAAAUAUGUAAUUAAUACUAGCUUGUCCUCUAGAAUAAAACGAUUGAAUUUAGAUUGGAUGGAUUCUGAUCAGUCACCUGAGAGAGAAAAUGAGGCCUUUCAUCGUGCAAUGUCCCUGGCCGGUGAUGAAUUUUUGGAUAAUGUGAACUAUUAUGCAAAAUCAUGGUUACCGGCGCGGUCGAUUGUUAUGGAGUGUCUUGCAGCAAGAGAAACUAUUGAUUCUAGUGGAGAAAUCAUAAAGCUGACUCGACCUUGUCCCUGGAAAUUUCACAUACAUGAGCUUGAGAAGGAAAUGGAAAUUAGUCCUUCCAUCAAAUAUGUUCUUUAUCCGGAUGAUAGAAGCAAGAAGUGGAGACUGCAGGCAGUGGUAAUUUCACCUGCUAGAUUUGAGAGCAGAAAACCAUUACCAUCCCCUUGGAGGGGUUUGGAGAAUGACAAGCUUUCUGAGGUUGCUGGCAUCCCAGGUUGUGCAUUUGUUCACAUGAGUGGUUUUAUCGGAGGAAAUCAAACUUAUGACGGUGCUCUAGCCAUGGCUAGAGCAUCCUUAAAGGCUUAGGUAGUUCCUCUUUGAUAAGAUAUACAAAGGAACAAAAAGCAAUAGAACCAAGUGUUUUAAUUGAAGCAGUAUGGUACAUCAUACAGAGAGGUUCAGAACCCUUAGUGUAUGCAUAUCACUACAUCUCAAAAUGUAAUCAAGGGAACCAGUCUUGACACAUUUUCUUGUCAGUUCUAAAACACUAUUUUUCCGAACUAGUUCAAUGGUGACAUUUCA